UGCUUGGUGCUGAAGGAUACACUGAAGAAGAAGAUCGCUGAGCUCGGAUCGCGCUUUUACACCCGCCCUCCCCCUCCCUAUCUGCACUCGAUUGUGGUUCCUGUGGAGAGCCGCCGGAGCGCUGAGUGUAUACAUAGGCACAUAUACACCGCCCGGUGUGCCCGUGUGAGUGUGCCCGAGUGAGUGUGUGAGGCGGCUGCGCAGCUCCUGUGCGCACACUACUAGCACACUGGCAUUUCAGAGGAGGCCAAGCACACACAACUGAGAGAAAGUACUGUGCUCAGCCCGGCGGCGGCUCCCAGACCCCCGGCCCCCACCAGCAUGGCUUCCGAGGAACUCUAUGAGGUAGAAAGAAUUGUUGACAAAAGGAAAAAUAAAAAAGGUAAAAUUGAAUAUUUGGUGCACUGGAAAGGAUACGACAGUGGUGAUGAUACCUGGGAACCAGAGCAACAUCUAGUAAACUGUGAGGAAUAUAUUCUAGAAUUCAAUAGAAGACACAGUGAAAAGCCAAAAGACAACAGCACGAUAUCAAAAACAAAUAGGACAUCUCCCAAUAACGCCAGAAAGCAAAUCUCCAGGUCAACUAAUAGUUCUUUUUCAAGAACGUCUCCAAAAUCUUUGACUCUAACCAAGGAUGGUGAUUUAAAAAAUCUUCAGCUUCCCACCAGUCCAAAAUUACGCAGAAGUCCUCAGUUAAUUCCAGUAAGGAAAAAUAUGGACCUUUCUAGAUCGGGUAUCAAAAUUCUUGUACCAAAAAGUCCAAUGAAAAACAGGAAUUCAGUCGAUGGAUUUCAGAAUGAACCCGGAGAAAAGCUAAACCAUAUUGAACAAGAGCAGGAUUCUGUAGCACCAGAGGUGACUGCUGAGAAACCAGUUGGAGCUUUACUGGGACCUGGUGCAGAAAGAGCUCGAAUGGGAAGCAGACCAAGACCGCCACCACUAGUGCCACAAAUUCAGCUGCCAUUGACUGUUACCACAGCAUCACCGUUAGCUGUAAAUGGGAAAGGGCCGUCUACUUUCAUGCAGGCAUUGACUGCAAAUGGUACCAACACUUUGCAGACAUCAGUAGCAGGAGUUACAGGAAAGCGGAGAUUUUUUGAUGAGCGAAGAGACCAGUCUUUUGAUAAAAGGCUACGAUUCAGUGUUAGACAGACUGAAAGUGCUUACCGAUACAGGGAUAUUGUUGUGCGCAAGCAGGAUGGAUUCACACAUAUCUUACUUUCCACAAAAUCAUCCGAGAAUAAUUCACUCAAUCCUGAGGUAAUGAAGGAGGUCCAGGGUGCACUAGCCACGGCAGCUGCAGAUGACAGCAAGCUAGUUCUUUUCAGUGCAGUUGGGAGUGUGUUUUGCUGUGGGCUGGAUUUUAUUUAUUUUAUAAGACGCUUGACAGAUGAUCGAAAAAAAGAGAGCACUAAAAUGGCAGAUGCAAUUAGAGUAUUUGUAAAUACUUUUAUUCAGUUUAAGAAACCAAUUAUCGUUGCUGUAAAUGGACCUGCAAUAGGAUUGGGGGCUUCUAUAUUGCCACUUUGUGAUGUUAUCUGGGCAAAUGAGAAGGCAUGGUUUCAGACACCUUACACUACUUUUGGACAAAGCCCAGAUGGUUGUUCAUCAUUACUAUUUCCUAAAAUAAUGGGCAUUGCAUCAGCGAAUGAGAUGUUACUCAGUGGAAGGAAACUAACGGCUCAAGAAGCAUGUGCAAAAGGCCUUGUAUCUCAGGUCUUCUGGCCUGGGACAUUCACACAAGAAGUUAUGGUCCGCAUUAAGGAACUUGUGAACUGCAAUCCCGUAGUACUUGAAGAGUCCAAAGCUUUAGUCCGGAAUGUCAUGAGAGGAGAUUUGGAACAAACAAAUGAAAGGGAGUGUGAACUGCUUAAGAAGAUCUGGGGAUCUGCUCAAGGAAUGGACUCCAUGUUGAAAUACUUGCAAAGGAAAAUUGACGAAUUUUAAAAAUCCAUUACUUUUGUUUUAUGAAAUAGCCUUGAAACACUUAAAGGGAUAUCUGCACCCAUUGCGAUGCGCUAGAUUAUUUAAAGUUGUUUUUUUUUUCUUUCACGUUUGGAACAAAUAACUGAACCCUGCCAGUUUUUUUUUAUUUUCUGGGCAGACGUACGAUAUGGAGUAUACUUACAAAACAUCUAGCAAUCCACUUCUUGAACGCUGUAGAAGUUGUACCGAAAGAAGAUGUUGACAAACUUUUGCGUGACAAGGAAAUAUAGAAAAUGCAUAUUUUUUUUGUUCAUAAGAUAUAUAUAUAUGAAAUUUAUAUAAAUAUAUAUUUAAAAUAAAAUAAAAAAAACGGGUAGCAGUGAGCCCUGACUUUCAUUGCCCACUGAGGUUGGAAGGUAAAAUACCUCAGACAUGGACUUUUUUUUUUGUAAAGGACUUAAUCAGUUCCCACAAAACUAUAACUGUGUACGGAUGCAUCGUAACAAGCCCCAAAAAGAGUGUGCGUAAACUCAGGACAUAUGCUAAUAAAAUGGAGAGGAAAGGAAAACAGAUCUUUGUAUAUUGUCAGGAACAUGUCCAGGUUAUUUUUACAUUAGCAUGAUGAAACCACUGUCAAGGUAUUUUUCCUUUGUGUGAAGCAGUAUUAACAGGUCACUGAUUUAUCUUGUGUCUAAGGCUGAGGUUCAUUUACUCUUCAGAAGCAAUUUUAUAUAGUUGUUUAGUUCCUGAGUGAAACUUCCUAGCUGUUUGCAGGUAAUGUAUUACACCAAAAAUAAUUUUAUGUUCAUACAUGUAUAAAUGUUAGGUAUCACUAGAAUAUAUUUUAUUAUUUAAGUUAAUUUUGGUACACUAUUAAAUUGCAAAAUACCCUCCCCAAACUACCUUUUUUUUAUUAGGAGUGUGCUAUUCUAUUCUAUUGCCUUUUUUAAUCAAUACACUAUACAAAUCCCAAAUAU
This is a messenger RNA of Bufo bufo (common toad), 2903 nucleotides long. RefSeq names its product chromodomain Y like (gene CDYL). The coding region runs from base 322 to 1947 and encodes 541 amino acids. Lineage: Eukaryota; Metazoa; Chordata; Amphibia; Anura; Bufonidae. The transcript is spliced from 7 exons. The record is from RefSeq and is a predicted model, not a curated record. Gene Ontology annotation, molecular function: transcription corepressor activity. Gene Ontology annotation, cellular component: nucleus.